Phanerochaete carnosa HHB-10118-sp is the source of this 1020-nucleotide messenger RNA. RefSeq lists its product as uncharacterized. The coding region runs from base 223 to 1020 and encodes 265 amino acids. NCBI's taxonomy places the organism in Eukaryota, Fungi, Basidiomycota, Agaricomycetes, Polyporales, Phanerochaetaceae. The transcript is spliced from 4 exons. The record is from RefSeq and is a predicted model, not a curated record.
GCGCUUCAGUCAGAAAUCCGUUCGAUUUUCGCUCGACCACGCUGCAGACUCUGCUGUAACCACUAUCAGCGGAUUGCACUCCAGAUCUUGUGUAUUCCACAAUCCGAUUUUCAAUGAGAGGCUUUUCCGCAUGGUGUGAAGCAGGAAAUGCCUGUGUAAGGCCGAGGGAGCACAGAGGUACAUCGAGACCAGCUAGCAGUCUUACUGUCGCCCAACUCGAGGAUGAAACGGACGCGUGAUGAGUACGAAGAGGCUUCCAGUGAAGCUCAUACUGUACAGGAAGAGCUUGAGGAAGAAUCAGUCUUCUGUGUCGAGCGGUCUAAGUACAUCUGUCAGAUAUGCGACCCAGCGACAGUUCGCCCACUCACCUUGAAGAUGGCAAUUAAGCACGAGGAAACCAUAGAGCACACUCGUCGUUUACGUAUAUAUGACGGGCGAGUUCCCUCUAGUGACCUGUUUGUUGCCUCUCCAGCUGCUCGCCCCACCUCGCCUCUACCACCCUCAUCUCCUAUUCGCGAUCCAUACUAUACCAGUGCAACCCCUACUGUUGUGUAUAAUGUGCCAGCUGCCCUACCAAGUUCUCCCAGCACGCCAUCGCAGCAGCACUGUUCACGACAAAGCCGCUUACUUGUCUCGGACGACGACGAAGAUCCUGAUCCGGACAAUGACAGCACACUCGAGAUGACCCCUCGCAACCCUCCAGGCCAGAUUUACGAUGAUUGGGGUGGGCGACUAGGCCGCCGUGCAGAGCAAAGCCAUAUGAACGCUCACACUACCGUGCCGUUCACCAACUAUCCUCGUCCCUAUGUAGAGGAUGUCUCUGAUGAAGAGGACAGUGAUGGCGGUGACGGACAGCUUGAAAACCCGCAGUUCAGCGAUCCGCUUCGUCCAGCUGAGCACGCUCAAGAUGACAACUACGAAAGAGAAGAACAUUCUUCACCUAAGAAUGAGGAAUGGUGGCCAUGGCGCAGCCAGAAGGCUAGUGUCAUCCCGGCACACAAGAGUAUAUUAGUGGACUGA